This is a messenger RNA of Penaeus monodon (black tiger shrimp), 1158 nucleotides long. RefSeq lists its product as uncharacterized. The record is from RefSeq and is a predicted model, not a curated record. The transcript has a single exon. Gene Ontology annotation, molecular function: zinc ion binding; nucleic acid binding. The coding region runs from base 1 to 1158 and encodes 385 amino acids. NCBI's taxonomy places the organism in Eukaryota, Metazoa, Arthropoda, Malacostraca, Decapoda, Penaeidae.
AUGGAAUUGGAAAUGGAAACUAGAAUGAAAGAACUUGAACUAGAAAGACUAAGAUUACGAGUGCAAAGUGACGAGAGUGAGACGUAUGAAGUAAAAGCUGAUGUUUUUAAACCAGCACUUCCGAAACUGCCUGUGUUCAAUGAGGCUAAUGACAGUAUAGACGCGUAUAUACUCCGGUUCGAAAGACUAGCAACAAGCGCCGGAUGGGACCGAGACGUUUGGGCGGUCAGCUUAGCCUCCUUGUUGCAAGGGAAAGCGCUCGAGACGUACCAGCAUCUCUCGCCAGUGGAAGCGCGCGACUUCGAGCGAGUGAAAGAAGCGCUGCUCAGGUGUUUCCAAUGCACGGCCGAGGGCUAUAGGCUAAGAUUCCGUAAUUCGAAAUUCCACAAAAAUGAAACCGCUUCGCAAUUUGCCAACAGACUAAAGAACAAUUUAACAAGAUGGGUCGAACUUGCAGGUUGUGAACAAACCUAUGUUGAUGUAUUUGAUCUUAUGCUCACUGAACAAUUCUUGAAUGCGUGCGAUAAAAGCAUGGUGCUAUUCUUAAAGGAGCAUGAUUUUAAAACAUUUAAUGAGAUGAUAAAAUUUGCAGAAUUGUAUAUGGAAGCGCAUGUAAAUUAUGGUAGGAAAGAUAGAGAGGGUCAUGAGAGGAACGCGACAGGUCAUGGGAGUGAGAGUGCAAAUAGCAGCUCUACGUCAGGAGUGAAUAGGGGCGAGGAAAGGAUGAAAGGCGGAGCGCGUGCUUGUUUCGUGUGUGGACGAGGUAAUCACCUUGCCAAGGAUUGCUAUAACAGGUUCGGAGGAUCAAAGUACAAAGAUUGUAAGAUAAUCAAAUCGAAUGUUGAAAAAGCGGCAAUGGCUAAUCAUGGUGAUAAGUUGAUGAUUGCAAGAGGUAAAGUGGAAGGUGUGAGAGUUGACGUGUUUCGUGAUCCUGGAUGUACGACAGUGCUAGUGAAAGAUAGUUUGGUGCCUAGAAGCAAGUUCACGGGUAGAAUGGUUGACAUAAGGAUGGCCAAUAAUAUGGUGUUUAAGUAUCCAGAGGCUUUUAUCUAUGUCGAUACUCCGUUCUUUACUGGUAAUUCAUUAGCUGCUUGUCUGCCAGAUCCUAUAUAUGAGUUGGUGAUCGGGGCGAUUGAGGAUCGACUGAUGGAGGAAUGA